Schistocerca nitens (vagrant locust) is the source of this 18312-nucleotide messenger RNA. RefSeq lists its product as uncharacterized. The record is from RefSeq and is a predicted model, not a curated record. Bases 1 to 18312 code for a protein of 6103 amino acids. NCBI's taxonomy places the organism in Eukaryota, Metazoa, Arthropoda, Insecta, Orthoptera, Acrididae. The transcript is spliced from 4 exons. Gene Ontology annotation, biological process: cell differentiation.
AUGCUGUUGCAGUGCAGUCUCAUCAGAAAAUCAGAAACAGCUGCGCAGAAGCGGCUGCGCAGGAACAGCUGCGCAGAAGCGGCUGCGCAGAAGCGGCUGCGCAGAAGCGGCUGCGCAGAAGCGGCUGCGCAGAAGCGGCUGCGCAGAAACGGCUGCGCAGAAGCGGCUGCGCAGAAGCGGCUGCGCAGAAGCGGCUGCGCAGAAGCGGCUGCGCACAAGCGGCUGCGCACAAGCGGCUGCGCACAAGCGGCUGCGCAGAAGCGGCUGCGCAGAAGCGGCUGCGCAGAAGCGGCUGCGCAGAAGCGGCUGCGCAGAAGCGGCUGCGCAGAAGCGGCUGCGCAGAAGCGGCUGCGCAGAAGCGGCUGCGCAGAAGCGGCUGCGCAGAAGCGGCUGCGCAGAAGCGCCUGCGCAGAAGCGGCUGCGCAGAAGCGGCUGCGCAGAAGCGGCUGCGCAGAAACGGCUGCGCAGAAACGGCUGCGCAGAAACGGCUGCGCAGAAACGGCUGCGCAGAAACGGCUGCGCAGCAGCGGCUGCGCAGAAGCGGCUGCGCAGAAGCGGCUGCGCAGAAGCGGCUGCGCAGAAGCGGCUGCGCAGAAGCGGCUGCGCAGAAGCGGCUGCGCAGAAGCGGCUGCGCAGAAACGGCUGCGCAGAUGCAGCUGCGCAGAAACAGCUGCGCAGAAACAGCUGCGCAGAAACAGCUGCGCAGAAGCGGCUGCGCAGAAGCGGCUGCGCAGAAGCGGCUGCGCAGAAGCGGCUGCGCUGAAGCGGCUGCGCAGAUGCAGCUGCGCAGAAACAGCUGCGCAGAAACAGCUGCGCAGAAACAGCUGCGCAGAAACAACUGCGCAGAAGCGGCUGCGCAGAAGCGGCUGCGCAGAAGCGGCUGCGCAGAAGCGGCUGCGCAGAAGCGGCUGCGCAGAAGCGGCUGCGCGGAAGCGGCUGCGCGGAAGCGGCUGCGCGGAAACGGCUGCGCGGAAACGGCUGCGCGGAAACGGCUGCGCGGAAGCGGCUGCGCGGAAGCGGCUGCGCGGAAGCGGCUGCGCGGAAGCGGCUGCGCGGAAGCGGCUGCGCAGAAGCGGCUGCGCAGAAGCGGCUGCGCAGAAGCGGCUGCGCAGAAGCGGCUGCGCAGAAGCGGCUGCGCAGAAGCGGCUGCGCAGAAGCGGCUGCGCAGAAACGGCUGCGCAGAAACGGCUGCGCAGAAACUGCUGCGCAGAAACUGCUGCGCAGAAACAGCUGCGCAGGAACAGCUGCGCAGGAACAGCUGCGCAGGAACAGCUGCGCAGGAACAGCUGCGCAGAAACAGCUGCGCAGAAACAGCUGCGCAGGAACAGCUGCGCAGGAACAGCUGCGCAGGAACAGCUGCGCAGGAACAGCUGCGCAGAAACUGCUGCGCAGAAACUGCUGCGCAGAAACAGCUGCGCAGAAACAGCUGCGCAGGAACAGCUGCGCAGGAACAGCUGCGCAGGAACAGCUGCGCAGGAACAGCUGCGCAGGAACAGCUGCGCAGGAACAGCUGCGCAGGAACAGCUGCGCAGGAACAGCUGCGCAGCAACAGCUGCGCAGAAACAGCUGCGCAGGAACAGCUGCGCAGAAACAGCUGCGCAGGAACAGCUGCGCAGGAACGGCUGCGCAGAAACGGCUGCGCAGAAACGGCUGCGCAGAAACGGCAGCGCAGAAACGGCUGCGCAGAAACGGCUGCGCAGAAACGGCUGCGCAGAAGCAGCUGCGCAGAAGCAGCUGCGCAGAAGCAGCUGCGCAGAAGCAGCUGCGCAGAAGCAGCUGCGCAGAAGCAGCUGCGCAGAAGCAGCUGCGCAGAAGCAGCUGCGCAGAAGCAGCUGCGCAGAAACAGCUGCGCAGAAACAGCUGCGCAGGAACAGCUGCGCAGGAACAGCUGCGCAGGAACAGCUGCGCAGGAACAGCUGCGCAGGAACAGCUGCGCAGGAACAGCUGCGCAGGAACAGCUGCGCAGGAACAGCUGCGCAGGAACAGCUGCGCAGGAACAGCUGCGCAGAAACAGCUGCGCAGGAACAGCUGCGCAGAAACAGCUGCGCUGGAACAGCUGCGCAGGAACAGCUGCGCAGGAACAGCUGCGCAGGAACAGCUGCGCAGAAACAGCUGCGCAGAAACAGCUGCGCAGAAACAGCUGCGCAGGAACAGCUGCGCAGGAACAGCUGCGCAGGAACAGCUGCGCAGGAACAGCUGCGCAGAAACUGCUGCGCAGAAACUGCUGCGCAGAAACAGCUGCGCAGAAACAGCUGCGCAGGAACAGCUGCGCAGGAACAGCUGCGCAGGAACAGCUGCGCAGGAACAGCUGCGCAGAAACAGCUGCGCAGAAACAGCUGCGCAGAAACAGCUGCGCAGGAACAGCUGCGCAGAAACAGCUGCGCAGGAACAGCUGCGCAGAAACAACUGCGCAGAAACAACUGCGCAGAAACAGCUGCGCAGGAACAGCUGCGCAGAAACAGCUGCGCAGAAACAGCUGCGCAGAAACAGCUUCGCAGAAACAGCUGCGCAGAAACAGCUGCGCAGGAACAGCUGCGCAGGAACAGCUGCGCAGGAACAGCUGCGCAGAAACAGCUGCGCAGAAACAGCUGCGCAGGAACAGCUGCGCAGGAACAGCUGCGCAGAAACAGCUGUGCAGGAACAGCUGCGCAGAAACAGCUGCGCAGAAACAGCUGCGCAGAAACAGCUGCGCAGAAACAGCUGCGCAGAAACAGCUGCGCAGAAACAGCUGCGCAGAAACAGCUGCGCAGGAACAGCUGCGCAGAAACAGCUGCGCAGGAACAGCUGCGCAGGAACAGCUGCGCAGGAACAGCUGCGCAGGAACAGGUGCGCAGGAACAGGUGCGCAGGAACAGGUGCGGAGGAACAGGUGCGCAGGAACAGCUGCGCAGGAACAGGUGCGCAGGAACAGCUGCGCAGGAACAGCUGCGCAGGAACAGCUGCGCAGGAACAGCUGCGCAGAAACUGCUGCGCAGAAACUGCUGCGCAGAAACUGCUGCGCAGAAACAGCUGCGCAGGAACAGCUGCGCAGGAACAGCUGCGCAGAAACUGCUGCGCAGAAACUGCUGCGCAGAAACUGCUGCGCAGAAACUGCUGCGCAGAAACAGCUGCGCAGAAACAGCUGCGCAGGAACAGCUGCGCAGGAACAGCUGCGCAGGAACAGCUGCGCAGGAACAGCUGCGCAGAAACAGCUGCGCAGAAACAGCUGCGCAGGAACAGCUGCGCAGGAACAGCUGCGCAGGAACAGCUGCGCAGGAACAGCUGCGCAGAAACUGCUGCGCAGAAACUGCUGCGCAGAAACUGCUGCGCAGAAACAGCUGCGCAGAAACAGCUGCGCAGGAACAGCUGCGCAGGAACAGCUGCGCAGGAACAGCUGCGCAGGAACAGCUGCGCAGGAACAGCUGCGCAGGAACAGCUGCGCAGGAACAGCUGCGCAGGAACAGCUGCGCAGAAACAGCUGCGCAGGAACAGCUGCGCAGAAACAUCUGCGCAGGAACAGCUGCGCAGAAACAACUGCGCAGAAACAACUGCGCAGAAACAGCUGCGCAGAAACAGCUGCGCAGAAACAGCUUCGCAGAAACAGCUGCGCAGAAACAGCUGCGCAGAAACAGCUGCGCAGGAACAGCUGCGCAGGAACAGCUGCGCAGAAACAGCUGCGCAGAAACAGCUGCGCAGGAACAGCUGCGCAGAAACAGCUGCGCAGAAACAGCUGCGCAGGAACAGCUGCGCAGAAACAGCUGCGCAGAAACAGCUGCGCAGAAACAGCUGCGCAGAAACAGCUGCGCAGAAACAGCUGCGCAGAAACAGCUGCGCAGAAACAGCUGCGCAGGAACAGCUGCGCAGAAACAGCUGCGCAGGAGCAGCUGCGCAGGAACAGCUGCGCAGGAACAGCUGCGCAGGAACAGCUGCGCAGGAACAGCUGCGCAGGAACAGGUGCGCAGGAACAGGUGCGCAGGAACAGGUGCGGAGGAACAGGUGCGCAGGAACAGCUGCGCAGGAACAGGUGCGCAGGAGCAGGUGCGCAGGAACAGCUGCGCAGGAACAGCUGCGCAGGAACAGCUGCGCAGGAACAGGUGCGCAGGAACAGGUGCGCAGGAACAGCUGCGCAGAAACAGCUGCGCAGAAACAGCUGCGCAGAAACAGCUGCGCAGAAACAGCUGCGCAGAAACAGCUCCGCAGAGACAGCUGCGCAGAGACAGCUGCGCAGAGACAGCUGCGCAGAGACAUCUGCGCAGUUACAGCUGCGCAGAAACAGCUGCGCAGAAACAGCUGCGCAGAAACAGCUGCGCAGAAACAGCUGCGCAGAAACAGCUGCGCAGAAACAGCUGCGCAGAAACAGCUGCGCAGAAAUAGCUGCGCAGAAACAGAUGCGAAGAAACAGCUGCGCAGAAACAGCUGCGCAGAAACAGCUGCGCAGAAACAGCGGCGCAGAAACAGCGGCGCAGAAACAGCUGCGCAGGAACAGCUGCGCAGGAACAGCUGCGCAGAAACAGCUGCGCAGAAACAGCUGCGCAGGAACAGCUGCGCAGAAACAGCUGCGCAGAAACAGCUGCGCAGAAACAGCUGCGCAGAAACAGCUACGCAGGAACAGCUGCGCAGGAACAGCUGCGCAGAAACAGCUGCGCAGAAACAGCUGCGCAGAAACAGCUGCGCAGAAACAGCUUCGCAGAAACAGCUGCGCAGGAACAGCUACGCAGAAACAGCUGCGCAGAAACAGCUGCGCAGAAACAGCUGCGCAGAAACAGCUGCGCAGAAACAGCUGCGCAGAAACAGCUGCGCAGAAACAGCUGCGCAGAGACAGCUGCGCAGAGACAGCUGCGCAGAAACAGCUGCGAAGAAACAGCUGCGCAGAAACAGCUGCGCAGAAACAGCUGCGCAGAAAAAGCUGCGCAGAAACAGCUGCGCAGAAACAGCUGCGCAGAAACAGCUGCGCAGAAACAGCUGCGCAGAAACAGCUGCGCAGAAACAGCUGCGCAGAAACAGCGGCGCAGAAACAGCGGCGCAGAAACACUCUAUAGCCUCCGGUUACAGGAGCCUGCGCGGAGACGGCUGCGCAGAAGCGGCUGCGCGGAAGCGGCUGCGCGGAAGCGGCUGCGCGGAAACGGCUGCGCGGAAACGGCUGCGCGGAAACGGCUGCGCGGAAACGGCUGCGCGAGAACAGCUGCGCGAGAACAGGUGCGCGGGAACAGCUGCGCGGGAACAGCUGCGCAGGAACAGCUGCGCAGGAACAGCUGCGCAGGAACAGCUGCGCAGGAACAGGUGCGCAAAAACAGGUGCGCAGGAACAGGUGCGCAGGAACAGCUGCGCAGGAACAGCUGCGCAGAAACAGCUGCGCAGAAACAGCUGCGCAGAAACAGCUUCGCAGAAACAGCUGCGCUGGAACGGCUGCGCAGAAACGGCUGCGCAGAAACGGCUGCGCAGAAACGGCUGCGCAGAAACGGCUGCGCAGAAACGGCUGCGCAGAAACGGCUGCGCAGAAACGGCUGCGCAGAAAAGGCUGCGCAGAAACGGCUGCGCAGAAACAGCUGCGCAGAAACAGCUGCGCAGAAGCAGCUGCGCAGAAGCAGCUGCGCAGAAGCAGCUGCGCAGAAGCAGCUGCGCAGAGGCAGCUGCGCAGAAGCAGCUGCGCAGAAGCAGCUGCGCAGAAGCAGCUGCGCAGAAGCAGCUGCGCAGAAGCAGCUGCGCAGAAGCAGCUGCGCAGAAGCAGCUGCGCAGAAGCAGCUGCGCAGAGGCAGCUGCGCAGAAGCAGCUGCGCAGAAGCAGCUGCGCAGAAGCAGCUGCGCAGAAGCAGCUGCGCAGAAGCAGCUGCGCAGAAGCAGCUGCGCAGAAACAGCUGCGCAGAAACAGCUGCGCAGAUACAGCUGCGCAGAUACAGCUGCGCAGAAACAGCUGCGCAGAAACAGCUGCGCAGAAACAGCUGCGCAGAAACAGCUGCGCAGGAACAGCUGCGCAGGAACAGCUGCGCAGGAACAGCUGCGCAGGAACAGCUGCGCAGGAACAGCUGCGCAGGAACAGCUGCGCAGGAACAGCUGCGCAGGAACAGCUGCGCAGGAACAGCUGCGCAGGAACAGCUGCGCAGGUACAGCUGCGCAGGAACAGCUGCGCAGGAACAGCUGCGCAGAAACAGCUGCGCAGGAACAGCUGCGCAGGAACAGCUGCGCAGGAACAGCUGCGCAGGAACAGCUGCGCAGGUACAACUGCGCAGGAACAGCUGCGCAGGAACAGCUGCGCAGAAACAGCUGCGCAGAAACAGCUGCGCAGAAACAGCUGCGCAGAAACAGCUGCGCAGAAACAGCUGCGCAGGAACAGCUGCGCAGAAACAGCUGCGCAGGAACAGCUGCGCAGGAACAGCUGCGCAGGAACAGCUGCGCAGGAACAGGUGCGCAGGAACAGGUGCGCAGGAACAGGUGCGGAGGAACAGGUGCGCAGGAACAGCUGCGCAGGAACAGGUGCGCAGGAACAGCUGCGCAGGAACAGCUGCGCAGGAACAGCUGCGCAGGAACAGCUGCGCAGAAACUGCUGCGCAGAAACUGCUGCGCAGAAACUGCUGCGCAGAAACAGCUGCGCAGGAACAGCUGCGCAGGAACAGCUGCGCAGAAACUGCUGCGCAGAAACUGCUGCGCAGAAACUGCUGCGCAGAAACUGCUGCGCAGAAACAGCUGCGCAGGAACAGCUGCGCAGGAACAGCUGCGCAGGAACAGCUGCGCAGAAACAGCUGCGCAGGAACAGCUGCGCAGGAACAGCUGCGCAGGAACAGCUGCGCAGGAACAGCUGCGCAGAAACAGCUGCGCAGGAACAGCUGCGCAGAAACAGCUGCGCAGAAACUGCUGCGCAGAAACUGCUGCGCAGAAACAGCUGCGCAGAAACAGCUGCGCAGAAACAGCUGCGCAGGAACAGCUGCGCAGAAACAGCUGCGCAGGAACAGCUGCGCAGGAACAGCUGCGCAGGAACAGCUGCGCAGGAACAGGUGCGCAGGAACAGGUGCGCAGGAACAGGUGCGGAGGAACAGGUGCGCAGGAACAGCUGCGCAGGAACAGGUGCGCAGGAACAGCUGCGCAGGAACAGCUGCGCAGGAACAGCUGCGCAGGAACAGCUGCGCAGAAACUGCUGCGCAGAAACUGCUGCGCAGAAACUGCUGCGCAGAAACAGCUGCGCAGAAACAGCUGCGCGGGAACAGCUGCGCAGAAACUGCUGCGCAGAAACUGCUGCGCAGAAACUGCUGCGCAGAAACUGCUGCGCAGAAACAGCUGCGCAGGAACAGCUGCGCAGGAACAGCUGCGCAGGAACAGCUGCGCAGGAACAGCUGCGCAGGAACAGUUGCGCAGGAGCAGCUGCGCAGGAACAGCUGCGCAGGAACAGCUGCGCAGAAACAGCUGCGCAGGAACAGCUGCGCAGAAACAGCUGCGCAGAAACAGCUGCGCAGGAACAGCUGCGCAGGAACAGCUGCGCAGGAACAGCUGCGCAGGAACAGCUGCGCAGAAACAGCUGCGCAGAAACAGCUGCGCAGAAACAGCUGCGCAGGAACAGCUGCGCAGGAACAGCUGCGCAGGAACAGCUGCGCAGAAACUGCUGCGCAGAAACUGCUGCGCAGAAACAGCUGCGCAGAAACAGCUGCGCAGGAACAGCUGCGCAGAAACAGCUGCGCAGAAACAGCUGCGCAGAAACAGCUUCGCAGAAACAGCUGCGCAGAAACAGCUGCGCAGAAACAGCUGCGCAGGAACAGCUGCGCAGAAACAGCUGCGCAGAAACAGCUGCGCAGGAACAGCUGCGCAGGAACAGCUGCGCAGGAACAGCUGCGCAGAAACAGCUGCGCAGGAACAGCUGCGCAGAAACAGCUGCGCAGGAACAGCUGCGCAGGAACAGCUGCGCAGGAACAGCUGCGCAGGAACAGCUGCGCAGCAACAGCUGCGCAGAAACAGCUGCGCAGAAACAGCUGCGCAGAAACAGCUGCGCAGGAACAGCUGCGCAGGAACAGCUGCGCAGGAACAGCUGCGCAGGAACAGCUGCGCAGGAACAGCUGCGCAGGAACAGCUGCGCAGGAACAGCUGCGCAGGUACAGCUGCGCAGGAACAGCUGCGCAGGAACAGCUGCGCAGGAACAGCUGCGCAGGAACAGCUGCGCAGGUACAGCUGCGCAGGAACAGUUGCGCAGGAGCAGCUGCGCAGGAACAGCUGCGCAGGAACAGCUGCGCAGAAACAGCUGCGCAGGAACAGCUGCGCAGAAACAGCUGCGCAGAAACAGCUGCGCAGGAACAGCUGCGCAGGAACAGCUGCGCAGGAGCAGCUGUGCAGGAACAGCUGCGCAGGAACAGCUGCGCAGGAACAGCUGCGCAGAAACAGCUGCGCAGAAACAGCUGCGCAGAAACAGCUGCGCGGGAACAGCUGCGCAGGAGCAGCUGCGCAGGAACAGCUGCGCAGGAACAGCUGCGCAGGAACAGCUGCGCAGAAACUGCUGCGCAGAAACUGCUGCGCAGAAACAGCUGCGCAGGAACAGCUGCGCAGGAACAGCUGCGCAGGAACAGCUGCGCAGGAACAGCUGCGCAGGAACAGCUGCGCAGGAACAGCUGCGCAGGAACAGCUGCGCUGGAACAGCUGCGCAGAAACAGCUGCGCAGGAACAGCUGCGCAGAAACAGCUGCGCAGGAACAGCUGCGCAGAAACAACUGCGCAGAAACAACUGCGCAGAAACAGCUGCGCAGAAACAGCUGCGCAGAAACAGCUGCGCAGAAACAGCUUCGCAGAAACAGCUGCGCAGAAACAGCUGCGCAGAAACAGCUGCGCAGGAACAGCUGCGCAGAAACAGCUGCGCAGAAACAGCUGCGCAGAAACAGCUGCGCAGAAACAGCUGCGCAGAAACAGCUGCGCAGAAACAGCUGCGCAGAAACAGCUGCGCAGAAACAGCUGCGCAGAAACAGCUGCGCAGAAACAGCUGCGCAGGAACAGCUGCGCAGAAACAGCUGCGCAGGAACAGCUGCGCAGGAACAGCUGCGCAGGAACAGCUGCGCAGGAACAGGUGCGCAGGAACAGGUGCGCAGGAACAGGUGCGGAGGAACAGGUGCGCAGGAACAGCUGCGCAGGAACAGGUGCGCAGGAACAGCUGCGCAGGAACAGCUGCGCAGGAACAGCUGCGCAGGAACAGCUGCGCAGAAACUGCUGCGCAGAAACUGCUGCGCAGAAACUGCUGCGCAGAAACAGCUGCGCAGGAACAGCUGCGCAGGAACAGCUGCGCAGAAACUGCUGCGCAGAAACUGCUGCGCAGAAACUGCUGCGCAGAAACUGCUGCGCAGAAACAGCUGCGCAGGAACAGCUGCGCAGGAACAGCUGCGCAGGAACAGCUGCGCAGGAACAGCUGCGCAGGAACAGCUGCGCAGAAACAGCUGCGCAGAAACAGCUGCGCAGGAACAGCUGCGCAGGAACAGCUGCGCAGGAACAGGUGCGCAGGAACAGGUGCGCAGGAACAGGUGCGCAGGAACAGGUGCGCAGGAACAGCUGCGCAGAAACAGCUGCGCAGAAACAGCUGCGCAGAAACAGCUGCGCAGAAACAGCUGCGCAGAAACAGCUGCGCAGAAACAGCUGCGCAGAAACAGCUGCGCAGAAACAGCUGCGCAGAAACAGCUCCGCAGAGACAGCUGCGCAGAGACAGCUGCGCAGAGACAGCUGCGCAGAGACAUCUGCGCAGUUACAGCUGCGCAGAAACAGCUGCGCAGAAACAGCUGCGCAGAAACAGCUGCGCAGAAACAGCUGCGCAGAAACAGCUGCGCAGAAACAGCUGCGCAGAAACAGCUGCGCAGAAACAGCUGUGCAGAAAUAGCUGCGCAGAAACAGAUGCGAAGAAACAGCUGCGCAGAAACAGCUGCGCAGAAACAGCUGCGCAGAAACAGCGGCGCAGAAACAGCGGCGCAGAAACAGCUGCGCAGGAACAGCUGCGCAGGAACAGCUGCGCAGAAACAGCUGCGCAGAAACAGCUGCGCAGGAACAGCUGCGCAGAAACAGCUGCGCAGAAACAGCUGCGCAGAAACAGCUGCGCAGAAACAGCUACGCAGGAACAGCUGCGCAGGAACAGCUGCGCAGAAACAGCUGCGCAGAAACAGCUGCGCAGAAACAGCUGCGCAGAAACAGCUUCGCAGAAACAGCUGCGCAGGAACAGCUACGCAGAAACAGCUGCGCAGAAACAGCUGCGCAGAAACAGCUGCGCAGAAACAGCUGCGCAGAAACAGCUGCGCAGAAACAGCUGCGCAGAAACAGCUGCGCAGAAACAGCUGCGCAGAGACAGCUGCGCAGAGACAGCUGCGCAGAAACAGCUGCGAAGAAACAGCUGCGCAGAAACAGCUGCGCAGAAACAGCUGCGCAGAAAAAGCUGCGCAGAAACAGCUGCGCAGAAACAGCUGCGCAGAAACAGCUGCGCAGAAACAGCUGCGCAGAAACAGCUGCGCAGAAACAGCUGCGCAGAAACAGCGGCGCAGAAACAGCGGCGCAGAAACACUCUAUAGCCUCCGGUUACAGGAGCGUACCUCCAUGUUCAAUGUUUUUUGGGCAGUUGAACAUCUGCGCGGAGACGGCUGCGCAGAAGCGGCUGCGCGGAAGCGGCUGCGCGGAAACGGCUGCGCGGAAACGGCUGCGCGGAAACGGCUGCGCGGAAACGGCUGCGCGAGAACAGCUGCGCGAGAACAGGUGCGCGGGAACAGCUGCGCGGGAACAGCUGCGCAGGAACAGCUGCGCAGGAACAGCUGCGCAGGAACAGCUGCGCAGGAACAGGUGCGCAAAAACAGGUGCGCAGGAACAGGUGCGCAGGAACAGCUGCGCAGGAACAGCUGCGCAGAAACAGCUGCGCAGAAACAGCUGCGCAGAAACAGCUUCGCAGAAACAGCUGCGCUGGAACGGCUGCGCAGAAACGGCUGCGCAGAAACGGCUGCGCAGAAACGGCUGCGCAGAAACGGCUGCGCAGAAACGGCUGCGCAGAAACGGCUGCGCAGAAAAGGCUGCGCAGAAACGGCUGCGCAGAAACAGCUGCGCAGAAACAGCUGCGCAGAAGCAGCUGCGCAGAAGCAGCUGCGCAGAAGCAGCUGCGCAGAAGCAGCUGCGCAGAGGCAGCUGCGCAGAAGCAGCUGCGCAGAAGCAGCUGCGCAGAAGCAGCUGCGCAGAAGCAGCUGCGCAGAAGCAGCUGCGCAGAAGCAGCUGCGCAGAAGCAGCUGCGCAGAAGCAGCUGCGCAGAAGCAGCUGCGCAGAAGCAGCUGCGCAGAAGCAGCUGCGCAGAAGCAGCUGCGCAGAAGCAGCUGCGCAGAAGCAGCUGCGCAGAAACAGCUGCGCAGAAACAGCUGCGCAGAAACAGCUGCGCAGAUACAGCUGCGCAGAAACAGCUGCGCAGAAACAGCUGCGCAGAAACAGCUGCGCAGAAACAGCUGCGCAGGAACAGCUGCGCAGGAACAGCUGCGCAGGAACAGCUGCGCAGGAACAGCUGCGCAGGAACAGCUGCGCAGGAACAGCUGCGCAGGAACAGCUGCGCAGGAACAGCUGCGCAGGAACAGCUGCGCAGGUACAGCUGCGCAGGAACAGCUGCGCAGGAACAGCUGCGCAGAAACAGCUGCGCAGGAACAGCUGCGCAGGAACAGCUGCGCAGGAACAGCUGCGCAGGAACAGCUGCGCAGGUACAGCUGCGCAGGAACAGCUGCGCAGGAACAGCUGCGCAGAAACAGCUGCGCAGAAACAGCUGCGCAGAAACAGCUGCGCAGAAACAGCUGCGCAGAAACAGCUGCGCAGGAACAGCUGCGCAGAAACAGCUGCGCAGGAACAGCUGCGCAGGAACAGCUGCGCAGGAACAGCUGCGCAGGAACAGGUGCGCAGGAACAGGUGCGCAGGAACAGGUGCGGAGGAACAGGUGCGCAGGAACAGCUGCGCAGGAACAGGUGCGCAGGAACAGCUGCGCAGGAACAGCUGCGCAGGAACAGCUGCGCAGGAACAGCUGCGCAGAAACUGCUGCGCAGAAACUGCUGCGCAGAAACUGCUGCGCAGAAACAGCUGCGCAGGAACAGCUGCGCAGGAACAGCUGCGCAGAAACUGCUGCGCAGAAACUGCUGCGCAGAAACUGCUGCGCAGAAACAGCUGCGCAGGAACAGCUGCGCAGGAACAGCUGCGCAGAAACAGCUGCGCAGGAACAGCUGCGCAGGAACAGCUGCGCAGGAACAGCUGCGCAGGAACAGCUGCGCAGAAACAGCUGCGCAGGAACAGCUGCGCAGAAACAGCUGCGCAGAAACUGCUGCGCAGAAACUGCUGCGCAGAAACAGCUGCGCAGAAACAGCUGCGCAGAAACAGCUGCGCAGGAACAGCUGCGCAGAAACAGCUGCGCAGGAACAGCUGCGCAGGAACAGCUGCGCAGGAACAGCUGCGCAGGAACAGGUGCGCAGGAACAGGUGCGCAGGAACAGGUGCGGAGGAACAGGUGCGCAGGAACAGCUGCGCAGGAACAGGUGCGCAGGAACAGCUGCGCAGGAACAGCUGCGCAGGAACAGCUGCGCAGGAACAGCUGCGCAGAAACUGCUGCGCAGAAACUGCUGCGCAGAAACUGCUGCGCAGAAACAGCUGCGCAGAAACAGCUGCGCAGGAACAGCUGCGCAGAAACUGCUGCGCAGAAACUGCUGCGCAGAAACUGCUGCGCAGAAACAGCUGCGCAGGAACAGCUGCGCAGGAACAGCUGCGCAGGAACAGCUGCGCAGGAACAGCUGCGCAGGAACAGUUGCGCAGGAGCAGCUGCGCAGGAACAGCUGCGCAGGAACAGCUGCGCAGAAACAGCUGCGCAGGAACAGCUGCGCAGAAACAGCUGCGCAGAAACAGCUGCGCAGGAACAGCUGCGCAGGAACAGCUGCGCAGGAACAGCUGCGCAGGAACAGCUGCGCAGAAACAGCUGCGCAGAAACAGCUGCGCAGAAACAGCUGCGCAGGAACAGCUGCGCAGGAACAGCUGCGCAGGAACAGCUGCGCAGGAACAGCUGCGCAGAAACUGCUGCGCAGAAACUGCUGCGCAGAAACAGCUGCGCAGAAACAGCUGCGCAGGAACAGCUGCGCAGAAACAGCUGCGCAGAAACAGCUUCGCAGAAACAGCUGCGCAGAAACAGCUGCGCAGAAACAGCUGCGCAGGAACAGCUGCGCAGAAACAGCUGCGCAGAAACAGCUGCGCAGGAACAGCUGCGCAGGAACAGCUGCGCAGGAACAGCUGCGCAGAAACAGCUGCGCAGGAACAGCUGCGCAGAAACAGCUGCGCAGGAACAGCUGCGCAGGAACAGCUGCGCAGGAACAGCUGCGCAGGAACAGCUGCGCAGAAACAGCUGCGCAGAAACAGCUGCGCAGAAACAGCUGCGCAGAAACAGCUGCGCAGGAACAGCUGCGCAGGAACAGCUGCGCAGGAACAGCUGCGCAGGAACAGCUGCGCAGGAACAGCUGCGCAGGAACAGCUGCGCAGGAACAGCUGCGCAGGUACAGCUGCGCAGGAACAGCUGCGCAGGAACAGCUGCGCAGGAACAGCUGCGCAGGAACAGCUGCGCAGGUACAGCUGCGCAGGAACAGUUGCGCAGGAGCAGCUGCGCAGGAACAGCUGCGCAGGAACAGCUGCGCAGAAACAGCUGCGCAGGAACAGCUGCGCAGAAACAGCUGCGCAGAAACAGCUGCGCAGGAACAGCUGCGCAGGAACAGCUGCGCAGGAGCAGCUGUGCAGGAACAGCUGCGCAGGAACAGCUGCGCAGGAACAGCUGCGCAGAAACAGCUGCGCAGAAACAGCUGCGCAGAAACAGCUGCGCGGGAACAGCUGCGCAGGAACAGCUGCGCAGGAACAGCUGCGCAGGAACAGCUGCGCAGGAACAGCUGCGCAGAAACUGCUGCGCAGAAACUGCUGCGCAGAAACAGCUGCGCAGGAACAGCUGCGCAGGAACAGCUGCGCAGGAACAGCUGCGCAGGAACAGCUGCGCAGGAACAGCUGCGCAGGAACAGCUGCGCUGGAACAGCUGCGCAGAAACAGCUGCGCAGGAACAGCUGCGCAGAAACAGCUGCGCAGGAACAGCUGCGCAGAAACAACUGCGCAGAAACAACUGCGCAGAAACAGCUGCGCAGAAACAGCUGCGCAGAAACAGCUGCGCAGAAACAGCUUCGCAGAAACAGCUGCGCAGAAACAGCUGCGCAGAAACAGCUGCGCAGGAACAGCUGCGCAGAAACAGCUGCGCAGAAACAGCUGCGCAGAAACAGCUGCGCAGAAACAGCUGCGCAGAAACAGCUGCGCAGAAACAGCUGCGCAGAAACAGCUGCGCAGGAACAGCUGCGCAGAAACAGCUGCGCAGGAGCAGCUGCGCAUGAACAGCUGCGCAGGAACAGCUGCGCAGGAACAGCUGCGCAGGAACAGCUGCGCAGGAACAGGUGCGCAGGAACAGGUGCGCAGGAACAGGUGCGGAGGAACAGGUGCGCAGGAACAGCUGCGCAGGAACAGGUGCGCAGGAGCAGGUGCGCAGGAACAGCUGCGCAGGAACAGCUGCGCAGGAACAGCUGCGCAGGAACAGCUGCGCAGGAACAGGUGCGCAGGAACAGGUGCGCAGGAACAUUUGCGCAGGAACAGGUGCGCAGAAACAGCUGCGCAGAAACAGCUGCGCAGAAACAGCUGCGCAGAAACAGCUGCGCAGAAACAGCUGCGCAGAAACAGCUGCGCAGAAACAGCUGCGCAGAAACAGCUGCGCAGAAACAGCUCCGCAGAAACAGCUGCGCAGAGACAGCUGCGCAGAGACAGCUGCGCAGAGACAUCUGCGCAGUUACAGCUGUGCAUAAACAGCUGCGCAGAAACAGCUGCGCAGAAACAGCUGCGCAGAAACAGCUGCGCAGAAACAGCUGCGCAGAAACAGCUGCGCAGAAACAGCUGCGCAGAAACAGCUGCGCAGAAACAGCUGCGCAGAAACAGCUGCGCAGAAACAGAUGCGAAGAAACAGCUGCGCAGAAACAGCGGCGCAGAAACAGCGGCGCAGAAACAGCGGCGCAGAAACAGCUGCGCAGGAACAGCUGCGCAGGAACAGCUGCGCAGAAACAGCUGCGCAGAAACAGCUGCGCAGGAACAGCUGCGCAGAAACAGCUGCGCAGAAACAGCUGCACAGAAACAGCUGCGCAGGAACAGCUGCGCAGGAACAGCUGCGCAGAAACAGCUGCGCAGAAACAGCUGCGCAGAAACAGCUGCGCAGAAACAGCUGCGCAGAAACAGCUGCGCAGGAACAGCUGCGCAGAAACAGCUGCGCAGAAACAGCUGCGCAGAAACAGCUGCGCAGAAACAGCUGCGCAGAAACAGCUGCGCAGAAACAGCUGCGCAGAAACAGCUGCGCAGAGACAGCUGCGCAGAAACAGCUGCGAAGAAACAGGUUCGCAGAAACAGCUGCGCAGAAACAGCUGCGCAGAAAAAGCUGCGCAGAAACAGCUGCGCAGAAACAGCUGCGCAGAAACAGCUGCGCAGAAACGGCUGCGCAGGAACGGCUGCGCAGGAACGGCUGCGCAGGAACGGCUGCGCAGAAACGGCUGCGCAGAAACGGCUGCGCAGAAACGGCAGCGCAGAAACGGCUGCGCAGAAACGGCUGCGCAGAAACGGCUGCGCAGAAGCAGCUGCGCAGAAGCAGCUGCGCAGAAGCAGCUGCGCAGAAGCAGCUGCGCAGAAGCAGCUGCGCAGAAGCAGCUGCGCAGAAGCAGCUGCGCAGAAGCAGCUGCGCAGAAGCAGCUGCGCAGAAACAGCUGCGCAGGAACAGCUGCGCAGGAACAGCUGCGCAGGAACAGCUGCGCAGGAACAGCUGCGCAGGAACAGCUGCGCAGGAACAGCUGCGCAGGAACAGCUGCGCAGGAACAGCUGCGCAGGAACAGCUGCGCAGGAACAGCUGCGCAGAAACAGCUGCGCAGGAACAGCUGCGCAGAAACAGCUGCGCUGGAACAGCUGCGCAGGAACAGCUGCGCAGGAACAGCUGCGCAGGAACAGCUGCGCAGAAACAGCUGCGCAGAAACAGCUGCGCAGAAACAGCUGCGCAGGAACAGCUGCGCAGGAACAGCUGCGCAGGAACAGCUGCGCAGGAACAGCUGCGCAGAAACUGCUGCGCAGAAACUGCUGCGCAGAAACAGCUGCGCAGAAACAGCUGCGCAGGAACAGCUGCGCAGGAACAGCUGCGCAGGAACAGCUGCGCAGGAACAGCUGCGCAGAAACAGCUGCGCAGAAACAGCUGCGCAGAAACAGCUGCGCAGGAACAGCUGCGCAGAAACAGCUGCGCAGGAACAGCUGCGCAGAAACAACUGCGCAGAAACAACUGCGCAGAAACAGCUGCGCAGGAACAGCUGCGCAGAAACAGCUGCGCAGAAACAGCUGCGCAGAAACAGCUUCGCAGAAACAGCUGCGCAGAAACAGCUGCGCAGGAACAGCUGCGCAGGAACAGCUGCGCAGGAACAGCUGCGCAGAAACAGCUGCGCAGAAACAGCUGCGCAGGAACAGCUGCGCAGGAACAGCUGCGCAGAAACAGCUGUGCAGGAACAGCUGCGCAGAAACAGCUGCGCAGAAACAGCUGCGCAGAAACAGCUGCGCAGAAACAGCUGCGCAGAAACAGCUGCGCAGAAACAGCUGCGCAGAAACAGCUGCGCAGGAACAGCUGCGCAGAAACAGCUGCGCAGGAACAGCUGCGCAGGAACAGCUGCGCAGGAACAGCUGCGCAGGAACAGGUGCGCAGGAACAGGUGCGCAGGAACAGGUGCGGAGGAACAGGUGCGCAGGAACAGCUGCGCAGGAACAGGUGCGCAGGAACAGCUGCGCAGGAACAGCUGCGCAGGAACAGCUGCGCAGGAACAGCUGCGCAGAAACUGCUGCGCAGAAACUGCUGCGCAGAAACUGCUGCGCAGAAACAGCUGCGCAGGAACAGCUGCGCAGGAACAGCUGCGCAGAAACUGCUGCGCAGAAACUGCUGCGCAGAAACUGCUGCGCAGAAACUGCUGCGCAGAAACAGCUGCGCAGGAACAGCUGCGCAGGAACAGCUGCGCAGGAACAGCUGCGCAGGAACAGCUGCGCAGGAACAGCUGCGCAGAAACAGCUGCGCAGAAACAGCUGCGCAGGAACAGCUGCGCAGGAACAGCUGCGCAGGAACAGCUGCGCAGGAACAGCUGCGCAGAAACUGCUGCGCAGAAACUGCUGCGCAGAAACUGCUGCGCAGAAACAGCUGCGCAGAAACAGCUGCGCAGGAACAGCUGCGCAGGAACAGCUGCGCACGAACAGCUGCGCAGGAACAGCUGCGCAGGAACAGCUGCGCAGGAACAGCUGCGCAGGAACAGCUGCGCAGGAACAGCUGCGCAGAAACAGCUGCGCAGGAACAGCUGCGCAGAAACAUCUGCGCAGGAACAGCUGCGCAGAAACAACUGCGCAGAAACAACUGCGCAGAAACAGCUGCGCAGAAACAGCUGCGCAGAAACAGCUGCGCAGAAACAGCUUCGCAGAAACAGCUGCGCAGAAACAGCUGCGCAGAAACAGCUGCGCAGGAACAGCUGCGCAGGAACAGCUGCGCAGAAACAGCUGCGCAGAAACAGCUGCGCAGGAACAGCUGCGCAGAAACAGCUGCGCAGAAACAGCUGCGCAGGAACAGCUGCGCAGAAACAGCUGCGCAGAAACAGCUGCGCAGAAACAGCUGCGCAGAAACAGCUGCGCAGAAACAGCUGCGCAGAAACAGCUGCGCAGAAACAGCUGCGCAGGAACAGCUGCGCAGAAACAGCUGCGCAGGAGCAGCUGCGCAGGAACAGCUGCGCAGGAACAGCUGCGCAGGAACAGCUGCGCAGGAACAGCUGCGCAGGAACAGGUGCGCAGGAACAGGUGCGCAGGAACAGGUGCGCAGGAACAGCUGCGCAGGAACAGGUGCGCAGGAGCAGGUGCGCAGGAACAGCUGCGCAGGAACAGCUGCGCAGGAACAGCUGCGCAGGAACAGGUGCGCAGGAACAGGUGCGCAGGAACAGGUGCGCAGGAACAGCUGCGCAGAAACAGCUGCGCAGAAACAGCUGCGCAGAAACAGCUGCGCAGAAACAGCUGCGCAGAAACAGCUGCGCAGAAACAGCUGCGCAGAAACAGCUGCGCAGAAACAGCUGCGCAGAAACAGCUCCGCAGAGACAGCUGCGCAGAGACAGCUGCGCAGAGACAGCUGCGCAGAGACAUCUGCGCAGUUACAGCUGCGCAGAAACAGCUGCGCAGAAACAGCUGCGCAGAAACAGCUGCGCAGAAACAGCUGCGCAGAAACAGCUGCGCAGAAACAGCUGCGCAGAAACAGCUGCGCAGAAACAGCUGCGCAGAAAUAG